UCCCGACGCGGUAACAAGCGGACUUACAGGUUUACCAUGAAUACUUUGUUCCAUUUCCAUGUCUGGGUUUAAAGCAAACUGAGGCGUACGGUAGUUUGUGACACUGUAUCACAGCUGCACGCUUUUUCCUUUCCUGAAAGUGUAGAUGUAUUUACAUUCUGCUCACAUCUAUUCAGCUGAGAAUAAUACAGUGUCUUCUAACCGUUUUAUGAAUUGCCACCCUGGUAAUUAUAAGUAAUAUUUUCUUUCAGAUGAGACGCCUUAUUAGACAUUAACUGCUUUGUAUUGCUUUUAAUUUCUACAUAAUAGUUCAUGAUGGGUAUAAAAAAGGAACAAAACAAAUGCUUGAAGAGACCAAAUCUCACUAUGUUAGUUUGAUAUUUCUUCUAUAUUUCCUCAGUUUAUUCGAGUCAAGCUAUGCAAUUAUCUUCAAUACUGCUAAUAUUUAAAUAUGAAAUCCCCAAACAAUUGAAGCGGCACACAUGAGAUGGACAGAGCAUAGCUUUACUUUUCUCCUAAAAAUCAAAUAAAGCCAGAAUGCAUUGAAAGGAUGGAAAGGCAUUUUGUGUGUCUGUGAUUACGUGCUGCGCGCGCACACACACACACACACACACACACAAACCCCUGUCUAAUCUGUCACUCUGUCAUAAUUUGAUCAUAAUCCCUAAUGGUAAUCACAUCGUAUCUUAAAGGUGUUCUCAAUCUGGAGAGGGAUUAUGGGAUUGCAGAGCAUGUGUGUUGGAGUGUGAAUGAGAGAUCCCAAUAUGUUACGGCGGUGCAUAUGAUGUGUGUGUGUGUGUUUAAGGGGUUGAAAGGGGUGAAUUUAAUUUGAUGAUGGGGGGUGUACAGGGUGCACCGGCUCACUUAUUCACCCACUGAAUCCAGUUUAAGCCUGAUACUACAAAACAAUACACUGACCUGUUAAAAUGUCUUUGUGCUCCCCUCCUCUGCUCAUCUUUAAUCUCUUUCGCUUUUUCAUCCACGAGACAUAAAACAAAACAAGAUAAAUCCAAGAUCUAGAGUCCGUCCUCUUUGGUUCAUGAUGAAUAUUCACAGACCUUUAUCCAGCAAGCCGUUGGUUGAUCGGUCCACACUUUGCCAAGACUGAAAUUUCUCUGCAAACUAUUUGAAGGAAUGCCAGGAGACUUGCAUCGAAUGAUCAUAGUCCCCAGAGGAUAGAUUCUGAUAGCGAUGCAGAUCUUAUGGCUUUUCCUCCAGCCCCACCUGCAGGCCACAUUUUUCACUCAGCCACUGAAAUAUCGCUUCAUCUAUUUGGAGAAAAAAGGUGUUUUACUCACAAGAAAAAGAGUUGAAAUUGUAGCUGCAUUGCAAUAAUGCAUCAUAUCUCAUAAACAUGUAUGAGAAAUCAAAUUAAGUAUUAACCGCUGAGAAAUAAAUGUAGAAAAAUGAAAAGUCUAAUUUCUGCCUCUGUGAUUCGUGAUCCCCAGAGGAUGGAUCUUACAGACUUUUAUUAUCCUCUAACUGUUCUUCUAACACCGCCGCGAGGUUGACAUUUUUGUGGUUUUGCAUGAAAUAUGUAUUAUGGAACGGAUGCUAAUGACAUCAUGACAUCAGCCUCAGCUGUAUACUCUGUAUUUAGUGCUAAUUAGCAAAUGUUAGCACUCUUAACAUCCUCCCCGGGUGUAAAGCGUUGCUGUCAUGGCUUUAGACUCUUGUUUACUUACAAAAAUGCAUCAUUCAUAAUUGCCUCUUUCUUAUUUCUCUCUUUCAGCAGCUUAUUUUAAAACCUCUUGGCUUUUCAUUUCUCGACCUGCAACCCGGAGCUGUUGGAAAGGCUGCAGCUGCUUCAGAAACUCCAUUUACAGGCUAUAUAGCAACGCUGAACCUGCUCCUGUUACAGCGUUCAUAUGAAAUAUUUGUAUGUGUUGCAGCUUUUUAAGCAUUGUGUUUAUUCCAUUUUCCCUUGAAAAGGUCGCUGAAGGUGUUCAGUACAAAAGGUUAUUUGUGCGCUUUACCUCUAAAGGUCAGCUAACCUAUUUGACUGUGAAAUGCAGAAUAACACAAAUAGAAAAACCAACACCUUUUUAGCAGGUACCAAACCUUUUUUUCCCACCUGCUUCCAUGCACUUAAUCGAGUUCUUCUUCUUUUUCCACCCACUCCUCUUUUAACAGCAAAAGCAUUUGCCUUCUGUGGCAUUAACCUUGUGCCAAAGAAAUAUUGACCAGGUGAUUAUGGUCCGGCAUCACGUUCAAAACGAGAUGGCUCGCCUCUGAAUUUAAUUUGAAGGCUCUAAAUGAGAGCUCAAGGGAGUGGGAAUUAUUCAUGCACGGUGAAAUAUAAUUAAAUAUAAUAUGCUGAAGGGCCUGUGUGUUUGUGUGUCUCAGCAUAUGAUUUAGUGGAGUGGAGUAAUUUAGCAGAUGAGCAUGUGGCCAUUGUUAGAGGGAUAAUCUGGCUUUUGCUGCUCAGAUAGGUUAACAUGCCGCAUAUUAGACCAGAUUACCCCCAACCACACCAGACAGGACAGGAGCUAGCGCCUCAUGCUAAGCCGACCCUCCCCUCUUUGCUCCUCUUUUCACUAAUUAUGACCCCAAGAUCACUUUAUUUCAUCUGCUCUUUUUAUUGUUUCAUCCUUGUCCUGCUUUUUUCCAAUUUAUUAGGCUUUCCUUAUUUCUAGUUUAAUUUAUUCUUACCACUACAAAUGUCUUCUCUAAUUUGAAAAACACUAAAACAUUCGCAAUUAAAUCUAUUUCUAAUAUCAAACCUGUAUCAAAAAGGCACAUAAUUAAAUAUUGCAUAUAGGUUAGACACAGAACAAUACAUUUGUGUAUUGUUCUGUGUCUAUAGGGUUAGGGUUCUGUGUCUACAGAACAAUAAACCACCAAACAAGUAAUUGAAAAUAUGACAUUUGAUAACAAUAAUUAAUAAAUUAAAAGAAUGCAAAUCAGAAAACACAUCAGAAAUAACACAAUAAAUGUAUUUGUAGAUUAAUUCCGUUAUUCGGAUGGUGUCUCGUAAAAUAUAUAGUAUUCGAUAAGGAAUGAAUACAAAUGAACUCAUUGAUACCUAUUUUCACUUAAAUCAUACGGUCAUAUUUCUAUCUGGACCCCUUAAUAAACAUCCUUAAUUAGAUUCAUUUAUUUUCUCUCCGAUCUAUAUCAGAUUCCUCAGGUGGGUUCUCAAGUAAUUGUGUGUAAUCUGGGCUUGCUAGUUGUUCAGCAAUUGUGUGUGUGUGUGUGUGUACUUACAUCUGCAUGACCACGUGUCGCUGCCGUGGCGGACCCAACAGCCAGACGUUUGCUGAGGUGCCAGCUGUUUGUAUUUUUGGCCGUUGAGGUUUGUUUGUCAGUCGGCUGCUGUCAUCAGGCUAUUAAUUAAAAUGAUGUGGUGAAAUGACACCAACAAAACACAGGAUAAAGAUGUAAUUGGUGCCUUCACAUCUGCCCCAGCUGUCCUAAUCUACUAGUCUAGUCUAGAAAGCAGGGCACCACAUGGGGAAUUAUUAGUUGAAUUAACCAAUGUUUUGUUAUUUCAUCUGUCAGUAAGGUGUUUGUGCGUUAAUGUCGCCGCUCGUCAUCCAUCUGGCAUGUUAGGACGAUUGUUUGUGAGCAUCUGCGUGUGUGUCACAAACCUGGUUAUGUGUUUACAUGUGUAUUUAUGUUUCUGAAAAAAGAAAGUCUCCAGCUGUUUGAGCAGUCACGCAGCUGGACUGAGGCCCCACCAAUAAAGAUAGCAGGAUUAACUUGUUGGGUGUUUGGUUACAAACCAAUUAGGGGGCAGGAUUAGUCUCUCAGGUACAGUUACUUGAGGAUGCCGGUCCUCUUUUCUGUGUCAAAUAGUGACCACACGCACACACACGCCAAAUGUUACUCAAAUCCAUCCGUCCACGUGUGCAGCUUUCUUUUGACUGAUAUUCCAAAGCCAAAGGAUUUUGCAAAUGACAAGGAAAGAUCUUCAUAUUUGAGAAGAUAAAACCAGCCCUUUUUCAAUUGACUUUAAGGGAUAAUUAAGCCAAGCCAAGCUAACCUGUCUCCCGGCUGCAGCGUCACAUUUAAACUCAGUGGUGUCCUCUCGUCUAACUUGGAGCUAGAAAGCAAAUAAAUGCAUUUGCUGAAAAAAAGAAAGAAAAUUGUAUAUUUGUUGCCAUAAUUGUUUUGGCGACCAACUGGUUCCCUAUAACCUCCCACUCUAUCCACCCACCCCCCUUUUCUUCUAAAUUGUCAUCCUUCUCAGUGCGCCACAUUUACCCCUCCUUGUUUUUUGGGGGGGUACCAUUGUGCUCCAAACUCUCCUGGAUCCCUGCAAGAGCACAAAAGCACAACAAAGCCUCAGGAAGUGAUUAGUGGCCUAACGAGGAGGAGGCUUUGCAGGCAGUUGUGGUGGUGGGGGGUGGGCUGCACGGCCUCUUCCUUGAGAGGAGGUGAGGGGGUUAAAGUUUCAGGGCUUAAGAGGUCAGUGUUAAGUUGUGGAGGUCACUGAAGAGGUUAAUUAGGAGCAGGGUUUUUGUUUACGAGGGUAUAAGGAGACGCAGGAGGCGAUACACUUCGUAUCCUCGCCGUGUUCCUGCAGCCGCCCUGGAAAAUUCAUCCACCGGCCCCUGCCUUCCUCCCUCCUCCCCGCCAAUUGUCCCCUCGCUGAAAGGAGAUGUAGCUGAAUUAACUUAAUUGUCACCAUUACACCAACCUUGCUCCCUCAUCACCACACACACACACCUUCAGCAUGUUUCCGUGAGUAGCCGAGGUUCCGUCUGUCCAUCCUGCUUCAAUUAGGAGAAUGUCUUUUCAACUUGGAGUAGCCCUGCAUGGCCAUGACUGUUGUGUGUGUUUGUCCAUUGUUUCUGCUGUUAGAACACACACACACACACACACACACGGAGAAACAUGCUGCAAUCCUCUAAGGGCUCGAGUAUGUCAAGUAGAGCCCCGAUGAGCCUCCCGAUGGGAAUGUGCGAAGAAGAGGAGCUUAACUGACACAGAAACAUCUUUGUUGGCUGCGACAUCCGUCCCUGUCAAUCAGGGUUCCAGCAAGCGAGAUGCCGUGGGGCCCAAAGUAACUUUUUCUCAUAGAUGGAUGUUGGGAAACCUGUAAAACCCGGUGAAUGAUGCAAAUAGAAAUAGAUCAACUGCCCGACACGGGCACAUGAAGAGCUCUUGUAUAAAUAAUUAGGAUGCAAAGUUUUAAAAUGAACUAAUGGCCGAAUCCAGAGUUAAUUUCCUUCCUCCGUUCAAGGAGGCGAGGUUAGAGGAAACGCUUUAGGAGCCCCAAGGAUGUGGGCCAGCGGAGGUAGAUCCCUUUGACCUCAUGUACUUUCAUUUAUAGAUUCUACUCUCAAGCAGAGAUUAGGAAGAAGCUCUUUUUAACGCCACACUGCUGGAUUUUUUUCCCCCUCCAUUUUCCAAUCUUCAGUGCAGUUCGUCCGACUGAAACCGCACAUUAUAUUAUCGCUAUAAAGCUGAAUUGAUUUUACUUAAAGAAAAGAGAGAUUACCACCUUCAUUAGGGGUGAAAAACUGGCACAUGACUCGUCACACUAUUCAGGGACAUCUGUCUUUUGGGGUAAUUGGCAUUAACCCUUUUAAGCUGGGUGACCCCCUUUUCUAUGCCCAACACAUCUGCACUGAAGCCGAAAUCUGUGUGUGUGUGUGUGUGUGUGUGCAUAUUUCUUUCUUUGUGACAAGAUAGAAUAAGAUGGAGCCCGAUAAAGUUUGUUGUUGUUUUUUUCUGAGCCCAAAAAUAUCCACCUCAUAUUGAUAUUCCACUCUCUCUUUUACAAACACACACACACUCUAAGAGCGGCACACUCCAAAGCAUAUGGCCCGGGCUAACAAAAUGUGUUAAUGCUGAUUGAAUAUGCUGCUCUAUUAGACUAAUGUUAGCGGGCUGUGUUGCCCCAUGCUAAUCCAAGGUGACAGAAUGGAGCUGAAGCUGCAGCUUAUCUCUGAAAUCGUGGAUAUUAGAGAAUAGAAAAGUGAUUAGAAAGUGAUUAGAGUGGAGGGAGACCACUUAGAGAAACAUACGCUUUCAGGUUGACAUGACUGCUAUUAUUAAUGACGCAAUCAGCUUACUGGAAGGACCUCAGAGGUCAUGAGCUGUAUAGCUAAUAGAAGUUAGGUGUGUUUGUGAUAUCAGUUUUUGAAGAUGUUUCUCCCUUUUAUUUAUUUUUAAACGACACACAUCAUAAUCAGUUAGUCAUUCAAUUGACUCAAAUGUAAAGAAAUGGAAUGCAGUGCAGACCUGUAUAAUAAUGAUAACAAUAAUAACAACCUAGACCUUUUUUCAAACCAAGUUACAAUGAGGCAAAUAGAACUAUUCAAUUAGAAAUAAUCCAAAAAAAAUCAAAUGUUUAAAAACAAAAAAUGUUGAAACAGAACUUUGGAAAAACCAUAUGUGCUUUUAGCGUUAAAAAAAGCUUGUGUGUGGUUUAGAGAGGUGGUUUAUAAAGCUGUCACAUGUUCGAUAGUCAUCAGUAAACAUCUUAUAAAGACUGGUGGCUUGGCCAGAGGUUCAAUGGGGGCGUCGGCCCACCUGGAGCCCAAAACGCCACUAAACAUUAAGAAUUCAUGCCAAACUAUAUUUACAAUUGUAGAAAGAAAGUUUCUCAGUCAUCGAUCGUCCUCAAAAGUUCAACCGUAACCCCAUCGACUAGGUUUUAUUCAUGGUGCCGAAUUUGCACAUCUGAUUUGACCCCUCGGUGUGUUUUUAUCACUCUCUCGUUUUAAUCCCGUGUUUAGAGAUCCCGCCAAAAGCGAGCGAGGGGCACUUAAUCGUUUUUUCGGUUUCCUACUUAUUGGAAUAUUUCCCAAUAGUGUCAGUUAGAUAUAGGCGGCAUGUGUCCAGCCUGUGCGUAAAAGAAGGGAUAAAUCUACUGUGUUUGAUUGACAGUGCUGCCCUGACAACCCCGCAUCAGCUCCCGGGCAUCCAAUGAGGAGUCAGAUCCAGGGGCCCUCCCUGACUCCUUUAGGUGAGCUGAAGAGACGGACUCCAGCAGAUCUCUCUCAGUCCUUUUGAGAGACACAUCCCGUCUCUCAGGUUUCACUCUGACGUCCAGAUGGUGUUCAGGUCGCCGCUCGACUUUUUCUCAGCCUCCCGGAUCCUCCGGCCACACUUUGCGGAUGGCCCCCCUACUCAGGCGCGCUCGCGGUCCCCCGAGGACCCCCCCUCCGCCUGUCCUCCGCUGGCCCUCCCGGGCUUGUGUUUCUCCGCAGCGCAGAUCGCCAGCGUCUGCGAGACCCUGGAGGAGACCGGGGACAUCGAGCGACUGGCCCGCUUCCUGUGGUCUCUCCCGGUGACCGCGGACGGUCGAGACUCCAUCUCCGAGCACGAGUCCGUGCAGCGGGCACGCGCCGUGGUCGCGUACCACACGGGGAGCUUCCGCGAACUCUAUCACAUCCUGGAGACGCACCGCUUUACGCGCACCUCGCACGGCAAACUGCAGGCGAUGUGGCUCGAGGCUCACUACCGGGAGGCGGAGAAGCUCCGAGGUCGACCGCUCGGACCCGUUGACAAGUACCGCGUGAGGAAGAAGUUCCCGUUGCCGAGGACCAUCUGGGACGGAGAGCAGAAGACGCACUGCUUUAAGGAGCGCACACGGGGGCUGCUGAGAGAGUGGUACCUGCAGGACCCGUACCCGAACCCCGGGAAGAAGCGGGAGCUGGCGCACGCAACCGGACUGACACCGACUCAGGUCGGAAACUGGUUCAAAAAUCGAAGACAGAGAGACCGGGCGGCGGCAGCCAAAAACAGGUUGCAGCACCACCGCAUGUGUCCAGACGGCGCGCGGUCCUUCAGCGGAGGAGAGUGCAGUCCGGACGGAAGCGGGGAGCGCGCAGAUGGAGAAACUCUUCUCUCAGUAACGGACAGUGACUCUGACUUGGAUGUUUGAAGACUGAAAUGUGAAACGGACUUCGGGGCCCGAACGGGUCCGUCGUGGGUUUACCCGUCGAAGAGAGGAUGUAUUCGGGGGAAAUGAGGCGGCUCAGCCUUCGGGUUGCAAUAAACGUUCAAAACAGCUUCAUCAACGUCACCCUCAGCCCACCAAGCAGCUGAUGUUCUCACAUCAAGAUUCGUUUUUUCUUCUUUUUUUUUUCCCUGAGAAAAUGAUUGAUUUUUGUCCAUCAACACAUUUUUGAUUUGUGACUACAUCACCGGGUGGCGGCGGUUUCACAUCUGUUGACCCAGUUUACACCGUCAACCUGAUUAAACAGACAUCGAGCCGUGGACCCCUUUUGGAAUCUAAGCCAGGGACCCCCCACAUGGGAGGACCGUAACUGACUGAAACCUGCCAGUGAGAUAAACACUCAUUUUCUCUAAUUAUAAGACCUUGUUAUUAUUAUUAUUAUUAUUAUUAUUGUUUAAAUGAAACUGUUGGAAGACCCCUGGAUGUCUACUGCUAGACAAUCAAUACGCACUGAAGCCUUUGGCUCUUGUUAUGUUCAUGAACUUUUUGUUUCUUUACCUUCACCUUUACUUCUUAAGUAAUCUUAAUCGACGACUGUGAUUUUAAUCUUAACUCCACAGUCAUCAGCCUGCGUGUGAUGCUGAUGUUGUACUUCAUGUUCAAUUUGAUGCUGUUUACUCAGUAAAGGUUUGCCAUUUUAUACAAAUAAAAGUAUUUAAUAUAU
Molecule: messenger RNA, 8579 nt
Organism: Gasterosteus aculeatus aculeatus (three-spined stickleback)
Lineage: Eukaryota; Metazoa; Chordata; Actinopteri; Perciformes; Gasterosteidae
Gene: six3b
Product: SIX homeobox 3b
Biological process (GO): eye development; regulation of transcription by RNA polymerase II
Cellular component (GO): transcription regulator complex; nucleus
Molecular function (GO): DNA-binding transcription factor activity, RNA polymerase II-specific; RNA polymerase II cis-regulatory region sequence-specific DNA binding
Source: RefSeq, a predicted model, not a curated record